UUUGCUGGAUAAUUAUCAUUGUUGUUGUUUUUUACGCUCAUUGUUGUUUUUGUUUUCUUGGCAAGCGGGGGAGGAUGUGCCACAGUCGUCUCGGACUGCGCGUUUAAUAAUUAGAUAAAAAAUUAAUUAAUUGCAACUAAUGGCAAACGGUGGCCAGCAGAGAGGUUAGCAGCGAGAAAGUGAAUCGUGAAAAAACUAAAGCUAACGGGGCUUUUGUGUUUGUAUUGAUUUUAAUUGCAAUUCGCUGACUAAAAAUUAAACAUAAAUAAUUAAGAGCAAAGCAAUAGAAGCUCUGGGGAAGGCGAAGGUGAUGAUGAUGGAUAUGGCCCGUAAACAUGGAAAACGCUAAAGUGGAAGUAGAAGUGAAGUUGCGACAGCUGGAAAAGUGCUCUAUUCUCUCUCUAUCCCCCCAUUUAAAGGGGUGUGCGUGUGUCUGUGUGUAAACAAAACAAUCAGCAGUGUGUCUGCUUGUGUGUGUGUGUGUGACUAAGGUGAAGAGAUUGGUGGAGCAGCACAAUGGCCAACAACAACAAUAGUAGUAGCAGCAACAACAACGGGAGCAGCAGCAGUCGGAGUCGGGCCAUGCUUAAUGUUAAUCUUGAUACAUGUGUCAUGGCCAACGAUCCAUUGCGUGAGCUUUUCGAGGCCUGCAAAACAGGUGAAAUAGCCAAAGUGAAGAAGCUGAUAACGUCGCAGACCGUGAAUGCCAGAGAUACAGCUGGACGAAAAUCCACACCAUUGCAUUUUGCAGCAGGUUAUGGACGUCGCGAGGUUGUUGAAUUUCUAUUAAAUAGCGGCGCCUCCAUCCAAGCCUGUGAUGAGGGUGGACUGCAUCCGUUGCACAAUUGCUGUUCGUUUGGCCAUGCGGAAGUGGUGCGAUUGCUAUUGAAGGCAGGAGCCAGUCCCAAUACCACCGACAAUUGGAAUUAUACACCACUUCAUGAGGCGGCCAGCAAGGGUAAAGUGGAUGUGUGUUUGGCUCUGCUUCAGCAUGGGGCAAAUCAUACCAUAAGGAAUUCAGAGCAAAAGACCCCAUUGGAUUUAGCUGAUGAACUGACGAGGCCAGUGCUAACUGGUGAAUAUCGCAAAGAUGAGCUACUGGAAGCAGCUCGUUCCGGAGCCGAAGAUCGUCUGUUAGCCCUUUUAACGCCUCUGAAUGUGAAUUGUCAUGCGAGCGAUGGAAGGCGAUCGACACCUUUGCAUCUGGCUGCUGGAUACAAUCGCAUUGGCAUUGUGGAAAUCCUGUUGGCCAACGGAGCCGAUGUCCAUGCCAAGGAUAAGGGUGGACUGGUUCCACUUCAUAACGCCUGCUCGUAUGGGCAUUUCGAUGUGACAAAACUGCUUAUCCAGGCUGGUGGCAAUGUCAAUGCCAAUGAUCUAUGGGCCUUCACGCCUCUGCACGAGGCUGCCUCCAAGAGUCGUGUGGAUGUCUGUAGUCUAUUGCUAAGCCGUGGAGCUGAUCCUACACUCCUGAAUUGCCACAACAAGUCGGCGAUUGAUGCCGCCCCGACACGGGAACUGCGAGAACGUAUUGCCUUCGAAUACAAGGGUCAUUGCUUAUUGGAUGCAUGUCGUAAAUGCGAUAUAUCGCGUGCCAAGAAACUCAUCUGUGCCGAGAUCAUAAACUUUGUGCACCCCUAUUCAGGGGAUACGCCUCUGCAUUUGGCGGUCGUCUGUUUGGAUACCAAGCGCAAGCAAUUACUCGAAUUGCUCACAAGAAAGGGAGCUCUUCUGAAUGAGAAAAACAAGGCCUUCCUUACACCACUUCAUCUGGCUGCCGAAUUGUUACACUAUGACUGCAUGGAAGUGCUCCUAAAGCAGGGAGCCAAAGUCAAUGCAUUGGACAGUUUGGGUCAGACCCCGUUGCAUCGUUGCGCCCGCGACGAGCAGGCUGUACGCCUGUUGCUCUCCUAUGCCGUGGACACAAAUAUCAUAUCUCUGGAAGGUCUGAGUGCAGCUCAACUGGCUUCAGACUCUGUGUUGAAACUACUGAAGAAUCCUCCGGACAGUGAGACCCAUCUGUUAGAAGCAGCCAAAGCUGGUGAUUUGGAUACCGUGCGAAGAAUUGUUCUGAACAAUCCUCACACGGUCAAUUGUCGUGAUCUGGAUGGUCGUCAUUCGACACCCUUGCAUUUUGCCGCUGGAUUUAAUCGAGUGCCUGUAGUUCAGUUUCUUUUGGAACAUGGCGCCCAGGUCUAUGCUGCAGAUAAAGGGGGAUUAGUUCCUUUGCAUAAUGCCUGCUCCUAUGGCCACUAUGAGGUCACCGAGUUGUUGGUUAAGCACGGAGCCAGUGUCAAUGUCUCGGAUUUAUGGAAAUUUACACCAUUGCAUGAGGCAGCAGCCAAGGGGAAAUAUGAUAUAUGUAAAUUGCUAUUGAAAAAUGGUGCCGAUCCUAUGAAAAAGAAUCGUGAUGGUGCCACACCAGCUGAUCUCGUUAAGGAAUCGGAUCACGAUGUUGCCGAAUUGCUGCGCGGUCCAUCCGCUCUCCUAGAUGCGGCCAAAAAGGGCAACCUGCCAAGAGUACAACGUUUGGUCACCGCCGAGACAAUCAAUUGCCGGGAUGCCCAGGGUAGAAAUUCAACGCCAUUGCAUUUAGCUGCCGGCUAUAACAAUUUCGAAUGUGCCGAAUAUUUACUCGAGCAUGGAGCCGAUGUAAAUGCUCAGGACAAGGGAGGACUGAUACCACUACAUAAUGCAAGUUCUUAUGGUCAUUUGGAUAUAGCCGCCUUGCUGAUCAAACACAAAACCGUGGUAAAUGCCACGGAUAAAUGGGGAUUCACACCACUUCAUGAAGCAGCCCAGAAGGGACGCACUCAACUGUGUUCCCUAUUGUUGGCUCAUGGAGCCGACGCUUAUAUGAAGAACCAGGAGGGACAAACGCCCAUUGAAUUGGCCACAGCGGAUGAUGUCAAGUGUCUGUUGCAGGAUGCUAUGGCCACAUCACUGGCUACGCAGCAAGGUCUGAGUGCUUCCACGCAAUCAUUGGCCAGCAGUUCACCAGCUCCUCCAACUAAUACAGCAGCAGCUGGCACAACUGGAGCAACGACUUCGGCGACAUCGUCAACAUCGACUGCAAUGCUGUCACCAACAACAGAAACAGUUCUCUUACCAUCUGGAGCUUCUAUGAUCCUAUGUGUUCCUGUUCCCCUGCCCAUGGGCUCUCGCAUUAGCCCUGCUCAGGGAGCCGAGGCGCAUGGGGCAGAAUCUUCAUCGACUGAUGAAUUGCUUGCCGAUCCGGAUUCUAUAACAAAUGUUUCUAGUUUUCUUACCAGCCAACAAUUACAUCAUCUUAUCGAGCUUUUCGAACGCGAACAAAUCACUCUGGACAUUCUGGCCGAAAUGGGUCAUGAUGAUCUCAAGCAGGUGGGCGUUACCGCCUAUGGUUUUCGACACAAGAUACUUAAAGGCAUUGCCCAAUUAAGAGCCACCACAGGCAUUGGCAACAAUGUAAAUCUGUGCACUUUGCUGGUGGACUUGCUGCCUGAAGAUAAGGAGUUCAUUGCUGUGGAAGAGGAAAUGCAGGCCACCAUAAGGGAGCAUCGUGAUAACGGACAGGCUGGUGGCUAUUUCACACGCUACAAUAUUAUUCGGGUGCAAAAGGUUCAGAAUCGUAAACUAUGGGAACGCUAUGCUCAUCGCCGCCAGGAAAUUGCCGAAGAGAAUUAUGUGCAAUCAAAUGAACGCAUGCUCUUCCAUGGUAGCCCCUUCAUCAAUGCCAUUGUCCAGCGUGGAUUCGAUGAGCGACAUGCCUACAUUGGUGGAAUGUUUGGGGCUGGAAUAUAUUUUGCAGAGCAUAGCUCGAAAAGUAAUCAAUAUGUUUACGGUAUUGGUGGUGGCAUCGGUUGUCCAUCGCAUAAGGAUAAAUCCUGUUACGUGUGUCCCAGGCAACUUUUAUUGUGCCGCGUGGCAUUGGGUAAAUCUUUUCUACAGUUUAGCGCCAUGAAAAUGGCUCAUGCUCCACCUGGUCAUCAUUCGGUCAUUGGACGUCCCUCGGCUGGUGGCUUGCAUUUUUCCGAAUAUGUUGUCUAUCGGGGUGAACAAUCUUAUCCGGAAUAUUUGAUAACCUAUCAAAUUGUCAAGCCCGAUGAUAAUGGUAGUGGGACAGAAGAAACAAGAUGAUGGAUGCCCACUGUUGGCUCCACGCCCACAACAACAUCACCAGCACCACAACAGACCUCAGCUCCAGUUGCCAAGAGGCGGCCCAGGCAUGCCAAGAGCCAACAGCAGCAGCAGCAGCAACCACAAUUGCAAUUGCAAUAUCAGCACUAUCAACCACAACAACAACAACAGCAGCAGCCGCAACAGCAACACCACUCAGUGACCACCACUCAGCCCAUGUUAGCUGGCAUGUUUACGCACAACAAUAACAAUAACAACAACCAUCAUAAUAAUCAUCAUCAUCAUACGAAUAAUAAUAACAACAAUGAUCUAUUGUCACCAAUAUCGAAUAGCAAUAGCUAUUCCUCAGUGGAUACCAAUCAAACGCUGCUCAAUUCAAUUGCCAAUCAUCAGAGAAGCCAACGUCAAAGACAACCCCAGCCGCAGCAGCAGCAACAACAGCCGAAUCGCAGCCCAAAGUAUAGUCAAUUUAUGAUCAUCACACCCGCCGUAUCCAUUGAUCGUGACUUUGAUUACGACGACUCGCAUUUGGAUUUCGAGGACUUCGCCAAUGCAGCCCACAACAAUGGCAAUCUGUUUCGAUUGGGCCUGCGACGCAGCGAUAGCAGCAGUGACGUGGAUAGCGGCAGUGAACCCAGCGAUGACAGCAACAGUUUUCGCUCCAAUUACAAUCCGUAUUUGCAUCAUAGUCGCCAGCAUUUGCUGGCCAAGGGUCAUGGCCAUGGAAAGAACAGCAAUAGCAAUAACUUUUAUGCCUUCACAUCAUCGUGGCGCUGGUGCACAUUGCUAUGUGCAGCAAUGCGUUGCUUUGGUGCGGGAACUGGACAUGGCAAUGCCCCAUAUAGCAGUUCCCUGCAACAUCAUCGUCUACGCAGGUGUUCAUCGUAUAAUGCCGAGAAUGCAUAUGAGCAUUUUGCUGCUCCAUUUAAAGCGCGCAAGACGCGCGAUCAUCUUAAUAAUAUAACCUAUGAGUUGUGACGGUGGUCCUUGGAAUUUGUGGUUCUCCUUGAUCUCCUUUUUGUCGGUUGCCUCCUCCUCCUCCUCCUUCUCCUAAAAGUUUUACUCUUUCAACAUUUACAAUUACAAUUCUUAGCUAUAGAUGUCGUGUGUACUAUAAUAAUAAUAAUUAUAAUAUUAAAACAACAGAAACUACACCAACAACAACAAAAACAACAACAACUACUGUGUCUUUUCGUCGUCGUCAUUGUUGUUUAUUAAUAAUAAAUACAAUAUUAUUAAAAACGUUUAUUCUAAUUGCAUCGACUUCGAUUCGGGUAAUCAAAAGUAAAGCACAUUUUUUGAGUGAUUUUUAAUUCGAAAUACAAAAAAAAACAACAACAACAACAAUAUAUAUAUAUAUACAUAUACAUAUGUAAAAUUUAUUUCUGUAUGAUCGAAAAUAAUGCAUUGCGCUCGUGCGUUUAUUUAAGUGUUUAAACUUAGUUACUUUAAACAAGAAUUAAAACUCCAAUUACAUUUAAAUAUACAAUACAAUAAAUAUACAAAUCAAA
Drosophila willistoni is the source of this 5630-nucleotide messenger RNA. RefSeq names its product poly [ADP-ribose] polymerase tankyrase (gene Tnks). The record is from RefSeq and is a predicted model, not a curated record. Gene Ontology annotation, molecular function: NAD+ poly-ADP-ribosyltransferase activity; protein binding. The transcript is spliced from 7 exons. Lineage: Eukaryota; Metazoa; Arthropoda; Insecta; Diptera; Drosophilidae. Gene Ontology annotation, cellular component: ciliary inversin compartment. Gene Ontology annotation, biological process: protein localization to ciliary inversin compartment.